Messenger RNA from Paramecium octaurelia, 1495 nucleotides. The record is from the annotation of a GenBank genome assembly. Lineage: Eukaryota; Ciliophora; Oligohymenophorea; Peniculida; Parameciidae.
AUUUGUUUUAUCAAUAACUUAUAGAGUAUUUAUAUUUUUGAAAAAUAGAUAUGCAAUCUCUCUUUGUUAAGUGUUAGAAAUGUCAAUCAAGACCCGCCACAAUUAAGUGCAAUUAAUGUAGAUAUGGGUAAACUUUUCGAUUAUGUUACUCAUGUGAUUCCCAAAUUCACAAUCGAUCUGGGCCAAUAGAUUAGUAACAUAAAACUGAGAUUAUACCUUAUUAGGGUAUCAUACCUUAAUUCAAAAUUUAGAAAUGUACUAGAAAAGCUAAGGUUUUGUUCCCGUUCCUCAGAAAAAUGAUCAGAGAAAUUCUUUCAAAAAAAAUGAAAUCAAACCCACAGGCCAGGUCCCAACUAAGGAUUAUUUGAGCAACGAUUCUAAAAAAUAAGAUUACUCUAAAACAUUUGAUGUCAAUCGCGUCAACAAUAAACAUGACUAUCUGGAGAAAAAGAUCGAUAGUAAUGAUAAGAGAGUUGAUUAGUAAUAUAUAUCAGGCGAUAAAAGGCCCUAUUCAUCAAACUAGAAAUUCAAUCAGGAUCAUGAUAGAGGAUCUUAAUCAAUUAUUAAUUAAUUAAAGGAGGAACAACAAUAAACAGAAAGAUUGAGAGCUGAGUUGUAGAUGGCAAAAGAUAAGGAGAAGGAAUUAUAAAGAAAAUUGUAAGAUCUUAAAACAUAUAUUUGUAGAUAAAAAGUUGAGUAAGACUAAGAAUAAAGAUCAAAGGAUGACAAAUUAAAAAUUCAAUAAUUGACAGAUGAAAAUAGAAAUCUUAACAAUAAAAUCAAUUAAGCAAACAAGCAGUUAUAAGAUGAGGUUAAUAAAGUUAAAAAAUAAUAAUAAGAUUAAAUUAAAAAGUUGGAAUAAGCAUUAAAGGAGAAAACAGAAGAGUUAGAAAAUAUUGCUUAAGAUUAUAAUUUAGUAUUUAGACAUAUAAACUCUUUAGGAAGAAAUUCAAUCCAUGAUAGAAUAACUGUAAUAGGAGUCAUAAAUGAAAGAUCAAAUUAUAGAAUAAUUGCAGCAAUAAUUAUAAGACAACUAAGAAGCUUUUCAUGAAUUAUAAGAUAAGUUGGCAAGCAGUUCAAAGCAGAAACAACAGUCAUCAAAUAAGAAGUCAGUCAAGAGUUAAGACAAUGAAAAAGAUGACGUCAUAUAAGAAUUAGGUUAAUAAUUAGAAGCUAAAGAUGAGGAAAUUCGCAAAUUGGAAGGUUAGCAAUUUGUUUAAAAAUAGAUUUAAUUGAAAACUUCAAACAACUCUAUCAACAUAUGAGUGAUGAAAAACAAUAAUUAUAAGAGGAAGUCGAUAAAUUAGCAAAUGAAAACAAUCAAUUCAGGGAAAUCUUUAGUGUAUUUUUUAAUCAUAAUAAUAGCAAAACUUACAUCUAUUUGGAAUUGAUCCCGAGUAAUUAAAUGAAGAAGGAGAGGAAGGAGAAAAUGAAUAUCCUGAAAAAAUUGCAGAAGAGAAUGACGAGUAAAAUGAUUGAUUUUUAUUAAACAAAC